Messenger RNA from Spirometra erinaceieuropaei, 10736 nucleotides. The record is from the annotation of a GenBank genome assembly. NCBI's taxonomy places the organism in Eukaryota, Metazoa, Platyhelminthes, Cestoda, Diphyllobothriidea, Diphyllobothriidae.
AUGCUCACCGGAUCCAUCUUCUCCUUCGCCACCGUGGGCGGCACCUUCUUCUUCAUUUUCCUCAUUGUAAACCUCUUUUUCUUCCGACUCAUACAUCUGGUUCCCACUGAGCCACCUGAACCUCCCGGUGCUGGUUGCCGUUCCACAGAUGCCCUCUUUGUGCCCUGGAUCACAAGUCUACUCUUCGGUUUGCUCGAGGUCUCCUCUGCGGCCCGCUACCUCAUUGCAUGGUUGGCCUGGCUACAACCCCUCAUUAUUCUGCCUCUCCUGCCCAUCGGCUUUGUCCUAUUCAUCUACUCCACAGCCUUUGUCAUCCAGCUGUAUCUCCUACGCGGCUGGCUAUCAACCCAGCUGUCCACUCUUUGGCGGCGGCGUAGUCGCCACCAGUCCGGCGGCGAUCACUUCGAAUGUCCGCUGAGGCCACCCUCAGCACAACUGUUGCGUCGCCUCGUUGCCGCCUGUUGGGACGUGCAUGGUCGCAUCUUUCACGGAUACGAGUUGCACGGACUGGAGAAACUGCCCAAGGUCGGACCCGCCUUCCUUGUCUACUAUCAUGGCACGUUGCCGUUGGAUGCCUACUAUAUAAUGGCACGUCAUGUUAUCAAGCGCAAUCGGUAAGUGUUGCCCUUUCGCUGUCCGACUUUGUCGAACAUUUUCGUACGCCUGGUAGGCAGUCGGUUACGGCGUCGUCCAGGAUGGUUCUUCGCUGUGUCGUCCGGGUGUGCGCCCCAUCCUACUCAAUUUUUGGAGAGCGGCUGGGGGAUAUUCUGCUUUGCUUCAAUGGCGGUAUCUCUAUCAUUCGGCAGGUAUAACCACAUGGAAUGUGUACUCGGAAAACCAAAGGCUGCUGUCGCCAAGUGAAUAUGCGAAAUGCGGUGGUGGCCGCACAUAUCAAAGCAAUUUCCUCCUAUGGAUAGGACUGUUGAUAAUUAAGUAUUGAUGGAAAACCGGCUUCACAGGGGUCUAAUAAUGGCAAAACAGAGAAACGAGGCGUGUCUGAUGCGAAACGGGAGGAAAUAAUGCUUCGUGUCUGUUUGGAAAAUUCUCUCUUUUUCCACAUUAGGGUUUUUAAGAUUUUCUCCAAAAUUGGUUUCUGAUCUUAGAGUAAAUUCAUCCCUGCCUUAUCGAAGAAGCUAACCCCUGCUGGGAUCAGUCUUCAACUCAUUCCUCUUAUCUGCUCUGGAUUAGACUUCACGCCAUCGAUAUGCUGUUCAUUGCAGAUUAAGAGGGAGUCACCGCGACCUCAUCGCUGCUUGAUGUACCAUCACGAAAAGCUGAAAUUCAAACGAUUUCAGUUGAAUAGGCAGUUUCAUGUGAAUGUUGACCGACUUCGGGAAGCUUAUAAACAUAUGCGACAAAAUGACCUACUUCCGCAUCAGGCUGUCCUCGUCGACCCAUUCUCCCAAUCCAUGCUGGAUUUGCCAUCCGGUGGAAUUUUCGUAGCUUUUUUUUCCAAUAGCCGUGCGGCCUUUGCACCAAGUACUCAUCGCUGCCAGAUAGCGUCUGAUGGCUCAUUGGUGUGAGGUCACGCAAAGACGGGAGACUACCGCGUGCUGUCGGCGACAUUAUUCGUUUAUUGCCCGUUGCUAUUUCAUCGACUGCAAGGCCUCUCGAGUGGGGCUUCAAGUUCAAAACCGAAAUGACCAUAUUUCAUCCUGUGGACGCCGCUCCCAUAUGACUGAACACUUUUGAUGGCCUUGCGGCUCAACUGGUAGUGUUUGACUCAACUUCUAGAUGACCGGCUGACGGGCUCUGAAACCCGGAUCAACCACGAUUUAUUUUUGGCGCGCGAGGAGUGAGCCAACAUCGUCAUUUCAACCUUCCUCAUCUCCGCUGAAAAAAAUUCUGGAGUACUGAUUACUCCCUGCUAUGCCACUACAUGCAAGUUCUCUUGUCUGGGUUUCCAAGGCGAGACGAAAGUGUCCAUAUUCGGUCCCGCAAUUAAGAUAUACACUGCAGAUUGAUGUAACAGACUCUCUGCCUGUAGGCUCACCUAAAACGGGUCACUUGCCAGAUGCGCUGGACCAUCAGGACGGCUAGAUCGAAUUCCGUCAGGCGUUAUCGGGAACGCCCACCCAUACCAAAUGCAAACAUUGGUGUUUAGUGGCACGCCCAUGGGUCGACUCACGCCGCACUCAUCGGGAUCCGUGCCGCCCCCUUUUUUGUUGCGGUAUACAAUCCUGGCCAGUGUCCGUUGUGAACCAGGGGUGUGGUGGUACGCCUGGGUGUGGUUCCUCGUCUUGUCAGCCACCUCGCCCCCUCCCGCCUCCGGUUUCCUUUGACCUGAUCAUGACACCGGAUGCAGGUGUGGGGGGGAGGAGGAGAGAGUGCCGUAGAUACUGCGCUAGCCCACUAUCACUACAAACUAAUAUAUGCGCAAGUCACCGUCCAUGUGCUCAUAUUGCUGUGGAGUCCACGAUGGAUUUAUUCGAAACCGACGGUCGAACUGUUGUAAACUCGCAUUCAUUUUCGUGUGUUCCUGUUAUGUCUUUAAUGCUUCACAUCAGUCUCGUUAACGUACCUCCCGGAGUGACUUUCGUUUUCUUAAUUUUUAGUCACCCUGUCCCCGUAGUGGACCGCUUCCUCUUUCGUCUGCCGGGUCUGCAUCCUCUCCUAAAACUGUUUGGUGCUUUUGAGGGAUCCGUUGAGGAUUGUGUUCGCGUUCUACGGCCCGACAUGCCCUCCAACUCAAGUACCUGUCACAGUACCCACUUAAUAUUUCUUCACAGACUGCUGUUUUACCACUAGUAGACAAUUUCCGUUAAUAACGUUUAAUAAUGUGUACAAUUGAUAGCUGUAGUUAAUAUAUCAUAAACCGCAUAAAAGUAUAACACGAGACUAGCCAUUCGCAUCUUCGCCAUACGGCUGCUGAAAUGUCGGAGGAAUACACGUGUGGUGUGUUUAUGGUGCAUGUGGUGUUUAUGUUGGAUCUCCUAAUAGAACCACGAGCCCUUGGCUCGAUGGUCAAACCGCUGAACUAAUAACCAAAAUAUCAUGUAAUCGAGUCUCAGGUGCCAUCCCAGUCUCCCUUGUCUGUGUCGGUAAUGUCCUCCUGCCUACAGUACUAGUUAUUGAGCGACUGCUGGCGGGGCUCGAGAUGGGGCCCCAAGUCACAACGGGACGAGCGAGUCCCGUAACGUGAUCGCAUGUUUUCGUCAGGUACAAACCUGUUCGAACACCUUUUCAUCCGUCGCCACGUGAUCCUAGAACCACUGCCGGGAGUCAUAACCAAUACACAUAAUGUUCCUUUUACUCACUCAUGCUGUUACCGAACCUCUGCAUAGUGGGGGUCCAUACAGUCAUUCCAGAGUGCAAUACGACAAUGACUAAGCCCUUCCAUAACUCGUAGGACAGGCAUGCCCUGGUGUUUCCCAACGUCGGUGGGGUCGGGCGGCGCCUCGCAGGUUUGGAUACUUCAUAUGGCUCGCUUUAGACGGAGACCUCAUCGCUAGCACUUGUCUUAUUCUACCAUUCGAACGCGAUACUGAGUUAGGUGGAAGCUACGCAAGUCGACACCGCGCUCUCGGGAUGAGUCGCGGACUUUGUCGCUUGUGACGACCAAAUGACUUGUGGAAAAAUCUUACAUUAGUCUAUACGUAGUGACGUACUGUUUUUGGCAUUGAUUACUUGCGUUAUUUCUGUGCGAAUACGAGCACAAUUAUUCGGCUGCUUUUCUUCCUAAGGGUGGUCUUCAUUUAGAAUUACUAGGACGUAAUACUAGAUCUCCUGUAGUAGUUAUUAAGCUCGUCGAAAGGCGUGUCUGGUCAUACUUUUUGAAAAUUUACGACAUGCUAAACUGCCAGCCUUACUGUAAUAUUGUGUGAUUUUCAUGAUGAUCUUCUAUACGGAAUUAUGCAACAACCUAAAAGUUCUUUUCAAGGGGGUUGUGCUCCAAUAGAGUUUUUUUGGAGGGAACUACAUAAGCACAGGUUAUGUGGGAAGACUAAAUGGAAAGGAAAAUAUCAGUGGCGAGUUAUUCCAAUUACUCAAAAAGCAAGUGUUGAGAAAGCGUAAUUGCGCGCGAAAUAAUCACAGAACGGAUUUUCUCUAUUAUUUGUGGUAAGUAGAUAUCUCGCUACAUGUGCAUCUUAUAGUAAAAUCGUGCAUAGUUGCAGCAUGAUUCGAAAUAUUCCGAUUAGUUAGCAGCAUAUCGUUGGGUAUCGUUUAAUUCAGCAUCAUGCACCGGGGGACCCAUAUUACAACUAAAAUCAUGUUACCUUUCUAACUUGGCGAGCGAAAUUAUACUACUUCUCCAAUAAAAAAUUUGCAGGUUAGCUACGUCCUUGUUCCAUCAGUUGCUCAUUCAUUCUCAAUCACCGUCCAAAUUUUCAACCUACUAGGCGUUGACUUGGACGAGGAGAGUGAUUCGGUGUGUGAUUCAAAAUCUGCAAUUUCUGUGAACAGAGGUGAGGUCCUUUUGAUUUCCCCGGGUGGUGUCAGGGAGGCACUUUUCGCCGAUGAAUACUACUCACUGGUAUGGGGCAAACGUCGGGGAUUUGCCCGCGUGGCUAUUUUGGCUAAUCAGGUAGAUUCGGCAUCCGGUAAUGAAUGAUUUGCUUUCAUGUUGCCCUGUUGAUUCCCCUUUUGGUGGUGUCCGAGAUCCCUUCUUUCCUACCAUUAAAGCAUUUGAGCUUUAAAACCAACUAGUAGGUGGUGUUUAGUGGCAUAUACGUUCUCCCUGAGGUGUCCCUUUUUCUUUCCUGUUUUUAGCCUAUAUAUCCGGUUUUUACAGAAAAUGUACGUGAAGCCAUUCGCGUUGUCCAAUUUGGCAAACGUAAGUUUCUACCCUUUUGCCCUACAUGCUUAUUCAGUUUUGCAACCUGCGCCUAAACCGUUUCAGUGGAACAUUUAGUGGCCAGAUGCUGAGUUAACCUUACCACUGAAUGUGCAGGAGGGAAGCCCUGGGGGGUAUAGUAUAUUUAGGGUAAUAGGCAAUGCCCUUGAUAACCCUAUUGACAAUGGUGCACACAAUGUUAAUGUUAAAUGCACACCUUACUAAAAUGUUGUCAGUAACACAUUUUUACGGUGUGGAACUGCGAAGGGUGCGGCAGACGGUCCUUUCCAUGUACGCAUUAAAUUUUAAGUGCAAUUAUAUACAAUCAGCCUGGGCUGUAGCAGCUUGCUGCCCAGGCGGUUGUCACCCCUCUCGAGCGGUUGUCGCCUCCCGCGAGACUUUCGGCCUCGUCUGACUAGGAAGAGUAUAACCGGGUUCCACUAAAUGCGCCGCGACCUGAAAGUUUUCGUCAUUCCUUCCUGCUGUUGCCCCGCGUUCGGCUAUCCGUGUCCGAAGUAAUUUUCCACUGCCUCCACUUUGCCGACAACUUCAGACGUUUACUGCUGUCGCAGUAAGUCCUUCGGCCUCAUUACUUGACGCCUGUUUGUUGCCUCCGGUCUGUGUACAGCCCCAACUCUUGAUGGUAUGAGAGGGCGGCUGACGGCUCUCCAGACAUUGUUGACAUGUGGCAGCUCUUGCCAAGAUUUGGAGCCUGUGUGCUGCGGCUGCCUGUCUCAUUUAUCAGUGCCUUGACUGGCGACAUGCCACGGGUAGCCAUUGGCUCGGGGAUCCCAUCGAAGUUAUCAUACUUCAGUGCCUGUGGUUCCAGUUCGCUGUAUUGCAUCUCAGAAAAUUGAUAGAGGGCCUAUAAGUAACUGUGUUGUUGCUGUUGAAACCAAGCACUUGCGUCGUAUUUGGCGCUUUCCUGAGCGUUUUGGUUUUUAAGCCACCUAUAGUUCCACAGACGCGGACGACGAGGUUCAUAGCUGUCCCCACGGGGCGUACCCUGUCGUGAAUUGCACAUGAACAUGUUUACAUAGUGAGGCAGCUCAGGCUGUAUCUACCUCCCUCCCUUCUGACUCUCACUUUAUAUGUACCAGACUUUUUUCAAAUUGGAGUCCGGAGUAUAACCGAGUUAACAGGUUGACUGACAACCUAAGCCGCGACUGACAGCGCGUCAUGCUAUGUUCAUACCCAUAAGAUUAAUUGUAAUGAGGAAUGCCCUGACCUGCUUUAGGAAGGGGGGGGAAUACUUCGAUAUAGGCCUGACUCCCUCUUCCGUAACUCAGCCGACAUUCGGAACUUGUCGAUCUACCGGUGACGUGAUUGGAAAAACUAGGCGCCCUGACGUAGAAGCCGCCUUCUAAGGCGUCUCACACGCAUGCACGACUAUGGUUAAGGACUCGUACAGACUCGACGCAGCUCAUGUUUUGGGGUGGUCUGUGUGUGUCCGUCGAGUGAUGUUCUGUGGUUUGGUCCCCACAACGGGCUGUUCUGUAGAAGAACUGAACCAAAACGGAGGUCAGGGUGGCUUGGCCCAUGCGUUCUUGGGCCGUGCUGUGCCUGCGCGUGAGCCCAUAACUACUGCUAUCCACGCGAAUGUGCCUCGCAUUAGACCCAGGCCUUCACACCUACUGCGCCCUAAUGCCACCGUCAGCCGUUUGACAGCCUUGGGCAGGGAAGAAAGAGGCCGACGCUGGAGAAACCAUCAUUCGCUUCAACUCCACGCAUCCUUCACUAUAAUUAAUCUGACGCGCCUAAAUAUGCGGUAGAUAGACAGUAUACAGUAUGGUGGGGGUCGCUCACCGAUCAUUCUUAUGGAACUCACUCGUUCCGCUGUGCCUUACGGGCCCUCUCUCGAGCCCAACCAUCAGCCGCACAGCGGCGCAUGAUAUAAGCAGAAUGGUAUUACUGGCAAAAACAAGGGAGACUUGAAUGGCCAUUUCUGGGUUAUUAGCCGUCGUCAGCCAGUCAUACCCAACCCCUAAGUGUGGGCUACCCGAGGCUCGAACUCGCGACCUGUUAGUUAGAAGUCCACGCUAUGGUGAGCGUCCCCUACCAUUGUACAUUUCCGAUCGAAACCGACGGGGCAACGGGCUCGUGGCCCCGUGGUUAGAAGCGUGGAUUUCUAACUAACAGGUCGCGAGUUCGAGCCUCGGCUAAUAAGCCAGAAAUGGCCAUUCCAAUCGCCCUUGUCUUCGUCGAUAAUAACAUACUGCUUAGUAUGCAGGAUGCAUAGUAGAGGUAAAGUAAUAGUGAAGUUCUAAUAUUAAGGAUCUUACAACGUCAGGAUGUCGGCUUUCGAACGAACUUCGUUCCGGUCGCUUGCAAAAAAUCACACUGUAAAAGGUGACUUCUUAUAUAGUAUGGAUUGUUAGUCUUGAUUUUUGAGGCACUAAUAUAUUCAGAUGUUCUUUGUAGAAAACAUGCACAUAAAUUUUCCGUUUUCUGCUCAUUUGGUAGCGACUCACGACUUCCUUAAAUUUUAUACCUAUAGGAACAGUAUAAUUCCCUUUUAAAACUUACUUCCCUAAUAAUUUCGGAUCCACCCCGCCGUCACAUUUUCAUUCAGGGUUUUUAAUCUUCAAGUUGCACAUUUUCUAUGUAAGGAAAAUCAUACACUUCUGUACGUUAUUAAGAAGAUACCAUGUUGAGCUCGUAAAAUUUAGGAAUUGAUUUGAAUCAUAUUGUAUACUUUACAAGGAACACUAAUGAAUGUAAAGAUAUGAUCUUCUAUGAAUGGUCGUUUCGUGGUCUUCAAACUCUCUUAAUUAAUAAGUUUUAAAACCAGAAGCUAGUCAUUCUUACUGUAAAAAGUUUAAUGAAAAAAAUAAUUUGCUGCCAAAUGAGUAGAAUAGUUAGUAUUUUGAGCAUGUUUUCUACGAACUAUAUUUGGCCUUCUGAGUGCAUCGAAAAUAUGUAAGUAAUCAUUUUACACGAAUUUUAGUUUAUGCGGACAGCCAAAAAGAAGCUUGACCAAAAGCCAACAUCCAACGUGACUGCUCCGUGGUUAUAGGUCUUACGACCCUGCGUAAAUAAUCUUUUCCAGUCGAGAAGGCGUUUCUAAUUUUCGGUUAACAUUUCAUGAGAUCUCAUGACGUGCAGUGUCGUGGCCUAGAAGGUCGUCGACUGAGGAGAUUAUUCAGUCCUCUCUAAAACUGCCAGUCAGACGACAGCGGCUCCUUUUCAGUGUGGUCUUUAUGGCACUUUCGCUGAUGUGAGGUCGGAGGCGUCCACAUGCACAUGUUAUGGAAGCAGGCCGUUUAGCUGUUUCAGUCACUGCACGCUAGACCAUCACCGGUCGCCUUGAUUUUGUCCUGCCAUCGAGGGCCGAUAGAUGAGGAAGUGCGGUAGAUGCUGCGAAAGUCCCCCUCAUUGAAAACUAAUUCGCUCGAUGCCGCAUCCACUUCGCGGUACUCGCAGUGGACGUUGUCGAUUCCAACGCCUGAACCGUUUGUCAGUAGAUGGUGUAGGGGACGUCUGAGGUGUGGUGUUUACUGUAGACUUUCAUGUUUGCGUAUGCGUCUGAAUGUGCGCACACAGUCAGAUACUGUGUGCUCACAGUGUGUGCGUAAAGUGAAGGCGUGCACUACGGGUUUAGAGAUGAGCUCCGGACACUGGGUUCUUCAGUUAUGGUGUGAUGGUUUCGCAGAUGACCAGCCAAACCAACGCGUGAUCUAAAUGUGUGUUUGCACCAUAAACGAGUUGGACCACGUGUUGAUGGUUAUUGCAACGGUGGUGGCGGUCAUGGUUGGACUGGUCGCAGUUGUGCUUUGUGUUGAGACAACAUCCCCAUUGUUAUCGAAUGGAGGAUUCCCGACGACAGAGAACCGGGACCAAGGCGUACUUUUGUAGCUACAAGAGUUGGAGGAGGUGACCUCCGUGACGUUGCCGAUGGUAGUGACGUUUUGCUUUGUUUAAAUGUUGUCAUGACUGUGGAUAUGGAGACGUGCGGCAUAUUCUACUUCUGCCCUGAAUAUCAGUUACCAUUGUUGGCACGACCGCAGAGGUUGGGCGGUUGAAACAUUAAUAUUUAGCAUUCUUCUGAGAUAGCCGAGCUGAAAAUGACUGAGUUAUCUAUCUUAGCCCUUGUAAACCGUUCUUGUCUCUGUCCCGCACAGUAUGUCGUCAGUUUCGCGUUCAGGUAGGGCUCACAGCGGUUUUUUAAAGUUGUGCUCCCACCGAUUUCAGGCGCGUUUCGUCAAUAUUAAACUCCGAACAGCUGUGCUCAUCAGGUAGCAGCGGUUGAUACAUGACUACCGUCUUCGUGUUACCGCUACAUCCAAAGUUUAUACAGCCAAAGACAAGGAGGUCGACUCCCCGCUUCAUCUCCAACUCCGUUGUGGUGUUUAACGUGCAGUGAUUCGCUUAUAGAAGGUAGUGAGCACUGUCCUUGCGAAUCCUUAUACUACCUGCUUGCGUUGGGCGUUGAGUAGUAGUUUUUGUCGGUUCCACGAGUACGCAACCCUGCUUCAUUCCGAAUGCUUUUGAGACUGCUCCACCGUCUCUAAUGCGCGCUAUGAUUAUCAUGUCUCCAAAUUCCAUUACAAUGGAUUAUGUUGAAGACCUUGUCUGAUCUGCGAGUCCUACGCAGAGAGUGGUCAGCAUUCAUGUUCAUUUACUUUAUAUUUAACGGGCAGCGAAGAUCAUUACGAUGGUACCGCUUUCCUUUUACACUCUACUCUGGCCUGUAGGGACGUCUUUGCUUCAGGUUUAGGUUCGGACGAUUGAGUAGGACUCCGGGUCGAUGAUUUUGCCUUAAGUGUUGAGCAGAGUUAUCGGUUCCUCUUGCCCCUGGUCUAAUGGUCAAUUGUGGCAUCCGUUAAGUUCUGGAACAGUUGUCCUUGUCUCCACACCGGGAUGAGUUUGUCAAUGAACCGAUAGCCGCCGUAUUUGUAGAUUUCAUGUGAAAUUGAACCGGUCCCCGUGUCUUACUGCUAGACGUUUGUUGUACGGCGUUGAAGUGCCCUUGAAACGGGUGUAGCGAUCAUUUAUUUCUGACAGAUGAUUCGGUAGUAGAGUGAGAAGUGUGGUAUUGGGGGAUUCAACAUGUAAAACGUUGGCGUGUCCACAUUCUUAUUUUUGGAGUGGGCCGGUCACAAACCUGACAGUGUGAAGCACACUUGUUCACUCUUGGUUUCUUUCUACAAGGAGCUGCCACAGACUGGUUGAGGCUCCGCGGAUGAGCCGCACUCUGCCUGCCGUCAUCGAGGGUGCCGUGCAGGAUGACUUCUAUGUUAGUUUUCGGACUGUCCUCAAGGCUCAACACAGGAGACCAGCUCAGACUUUUCGGUGGCCUGUACACUUUUUCACAGAUUAUUCGGUUAAGUCAAUGCUUUGUCUUCCGCGUCGUUGGACCGUCAUUUAUGGAAAGAACGUAGGAAAGACGUUCUCAACAGUCACGAGAUAGAUUUAUUGGGGGGAGGGGGGAAAAAGGCGAACUGACAAGUGAAGGACGAUCCUCUCACGUUUUUCGCACAGGAUGAAACCUUCUUGACGAUCAGUCUUAAGCUGAAAUUGUUCCAUCCCCCCCCCUCUCCUCUUCAGGUUGGUGGCUUAAAUUGUACGAAUGGACUCGGUUGCCUUUUGCCAUAUUUUAUGGCUAUUUUCCGGUCAAAUUAAGGUGAGUCUUUUUGCCUGAAAAAUGAUUUAAUACCCUCCUCCUAGAACUUAUAUUGGAGACCCUAUUUAUCCCCUGGAGUCGGAGACAGAUGAAGAGUUGGCCGAUCGCGUACGCUAAUACAUUUUAUCCUAUUUAACCGGCCUGUUGAUAUCUUAUUAAGUAGACAGGUUUAAGUAAAUGUAUUUUUAAAUUUAGGUGAGAAAGGCAAUCGAGGAAAUGAUCAGGCGUCAUCAGUGGACGCCGGGCAACUUGUUGGUGGCCCUUCUGCAGCGAAUUCCUGUUUUUGACCGGUGGGUGCAACGACGAAAUGCCAAGGCUUGUCAUCAACAUGCAGGCUGA